Lactuca saligna is the source of this 3249-nucleotide messenger RNA. The record is from the annotation of a GenBank genome assembly. NCBI's taxonomy places the organism in Eukaryota, Viridiplantae, Streptophyta, Magnoliopsida, Asterales, Asteraceae.
AUGAUCAGGAAUGAAGAAGCUCUAAGCUCAUGGAAUGAUUCCUUUCAUUUCUGUGAUUGGAGUGGUAUUUCAUGUGGGAAGCGCCACAGAAGAGUCAUUGUUCUACAACUGAGUUCCAAAGGCCUAGAAGGCUCGUUGUCUCCACAUGUAGGGAACCUCAGUUUCCUUCGUUUAUUUAGUCUCUGGAACAACAGCUUUCAAGGAACGAUCCCGCAUGAACUCGGUCGUCUAUCCAGGCUACGUGUUCUGGAUCUUAGCAAUAACAAAUUUAGUGGAGUCAUUCCAACUAACUUGUCUGGUUGUUCUAACCUUGAAAAGCUUGGCCUUGAUGAUAACAAGCUGGUUGGAAGCAUACCCAAAGAGAUUAGUUUCCUCUCCAAACUUACUGAAUUGGUAUUUGGUAGAAAUAAUUUAACAGGUGGAAUCCCGCAUGUCUUGGGGAAUAUAACAUCAAUGGAAGUGCUCUCUGCUGAUGAAAAUCCAUUGGGUGGGAGCAUUCCAGACUCCUUAGGCCAUUGGAAAAGCUUAACAGGUUUUGGUUGUGGUCGUUGUAAUUUAUUUGGAACCAUCCCUCAUUCCAUUUAUAACCUCUCACUCCUAACUCAUUUUUCCUUGCCUUGGAAUCAGCUUACUGGUACUCUUCCCUUGCCGUUAGGUUCAAUGCUCCCUCAUCUUGAGUACCUUCAGAUAUGGGGUAACCAACUGACUGGACCUCUUCCACCCUCGAUAUCUAAUUGUUCGAAAUUACAACAUCUUGAAAUGCAAGCAAACAAUUUUAGUGGGAAGUUGACGAUUGACUUUGCAAAACUAAAAGAUAUCCGUGUGAUAUCCCUUGGUGGUUACUUUAAUGGUAACAUGGGUGGACUCGGAGAAGGUGAUGAUAUGAGGUUUAUUGAUACUUUGAAAAACUGCAGCCAAUUAGGGUCUUUGCAGGUUUCUAAUUCCAAGAUUCAAGGAGUGCUGCCCACAUCGAUUGGAGAAAUCCCUUCCACCAUUGGUCAGCUUCAAAAUCUACAAUCUACUGAUCUAUAUGACAACCAAUUUUCCGGGGCGAUUCCAGAUUCCAUUGGAAACUUAUCAUUGUUGAUUAACCUUGAUUUAAGUUCCAACGGAUUAGAAUCGCAUAUUCCAUCAAGCCUGGAAAAUUGUCAUCGUCUAUUACAAUUGCAACUUGCUCACAAUAAGCUCAGUGGCAAAAUUCCUAAACAACUUGUUCAACUUUCAUCUCUAGCCGUAGUAUUAAAUCUUUCUCAAAACAACCUCAUUGACUCACUUCCAAUAGAGGUUGGCCAACUCAAGAUGCUGAGUGCUCUGGAUUUAUCUGAUAAUAAUUUAUCAGGAAACAUUCCUAGUAGCCUUGGUGAUUGCACUAGCCUUUCAUUCUUAUCCCUCAAAGGCAACUCAUUUCAAGGCAUAGUACCAUCGUCAAUAAUUUCAAUGAGAGGAGUUGAGAUACUCGAUCUCUCUCAUAAUAAUUUAUCAGGCCAAAUCCCUCAAUUCAUGGAACGGUUUUCAUUCGUAUAUGUAAACCUAUCAUUUAAUGAUUUUGAGGGUGAAUUACCAGUGCUAGGAGUGUUUGCCAAUGUCAGUGCAUUCUCUGUUAUGGGUAAUAGGAGGCUUUGUGGUGGCUUGCCUGAACUUGGGUUACCCAAAUGCAAGAAGACAAAAAAACAUCAAAAAGAGUUUCCUUUGUCCAUCAUAUUCAUUAUAAUUGCGUUCACAAUUUUCAGCAUUCUAUGUUUAGUGUAUGUUUGGUAUAAGAAAAGGAAGGCCCCAUCAUCUCAAUCACUUAGGGAUGAACAAUUCAUGAAAGUAUCAUAUGGUGAACUUCUCAAGGCUACCAAUGGAUUCUCCGAAGCCAAUUUGAUUGGCGAGGGUGGGUUUGGCUCUGUUUACAAAGGAGUCCUUGACGAUCACGAUGGUAGAAUUGUUGCAGUCAAAGUUAUACAUCUUCAAAACCGAGGUGCUCACAAAAGCUUUAUAGCGGAAUGUGAAGCAUGGCGGAAUAUCCGACACCGGAAUCUGUUGAAGAUAAUAACUUCAUGUUCAAGUCUUGACUUUCAAGGCAAUGACUUCAAAGCUUUGGUAUACGAGUUCAUGCCUAAUGGUAGUCUACAUGAUUGGUUGCAUUCAAGUGCAAGUACAUCCAGACUCAACCUUCUUCAAAGAAUAAAAAUCCUCCUUGAUGUUGCAUCUGCACUUGAUUAUCUUCACAAUCACUGCCUACCAACCAUUGUUCACUGUGACCUGAAGCCUAGCAACAUUCUCCUAGAUGAUGAUUUGGUGGCUCAUGUUGGAGAUUUUGGGUUAGCUCGAUUUCUUGGAACAAAUUCAGACCAAAACAGCACAAGUGGCAUUAGAGGAACAAUUGGGUUUGCACCUCCAGAGUAUGGUGUUGGGAGUGAGAUGACAAGUAGUGGGGAUGUCUAUAGUUUUGGAAUACUAUUGUUGGAGGUGAUGACAGGAAAGAGGCCAACAGACAACAUCUUUAAUGAAGGCCUCAGCCUUCAUAAAGUUGCACACAUGGCCUUGCCAGACCAUGUAAUCGAUGUUAUUGAUGAUGACCUUCUGAAUUUACUUCAAGAAGAAGUUAUUGCUACGCAAUGUACGGAAGCAAAACCAAAGAAAAUAGAGGAAUGUGUGGCCUCAACGGUCAAGAUUGGAGUAUCAUGCUCUAUGGAUUCCCCACCACAACGGAUGAAUAUUGGAAAUGUUGUCCUGAACAAGAACAAUUUUAGGGGGAAGUUGGCAAUCAACUUUGCAAGACUAAAAGAUAUCCAUAACUUAAUCUUGGGUGAUAACAUCUUUGGAUCUGGAGAAGCUGAUGAUAUGAAGUUUAUUGAUACUCUGAAAAACUGUAGCAAAUUAGAUUAUUUGGAUUUUCGCAAUUGCAAGUUUCAAGGAGUGUUGCCCGUAUCAAUUGGUAAUCUUUCUGAUCAGCUCCGUUAUCUUGUUAUACAGGGAAAUCAUCUAUAUGGACGCCUCCCUUCAAGUGUAGGUAAUCUGGUCGGCUUGACCUCUUUGGAUUUAUCAGUUAACCUAUUCACUGGAGUAAUCCCAUCCACCAUUGGUAAGCUUCAAAAGCUACAAGAAGCUUAUCUACUAGGGAACCAAUUUUCAGGGCCGAUUCCACAUGCCCUCGGGAACUUAUCAUUGUUGACUAGACUUUGGUUAAGCUCCAACAGAUUGGAACCGGAUAUUCCAUCCACCCUGGGAAAUUGUCAUAAUUUGUUCGAGAUUGUAGGAUAA